GGUCAGAACUCUAAUAGUUGGCCAUCACCGCACCAGAUGCGACGGUGUGGAUCGUUUUGAGAAAUCAUGGAUGAAAUAGAACUAUCAGAUAUCAAGUAUUCCCAUUUAAAUGAUGAUAGGAAAGAAGCAAUAGAAAAUGGUCAUCAUGAAUCAGAACAUGCAUGCCUACUUGAUUCGGAAAAUGAUGAUGAGAAAGAGUACACCGUUGAGGAAGCAAUUGAUGCCCUUGGGUUUGGUUGGUUCCAAAUCAGAACUGCCAGCAUUGUUGGGUUUCAUAGUAUGGCUGAUGCAUUUGAGAUAAUGCUGGUUAGCGUGCUCUCUAACAAACUCAAGUGUGAAUGGAGACUGUCGUCAUGGCAACAGGCGCUCUUCACCACCGUGGUGUUCGGAGGUUAUUUCUUGAGCGCUCCGCUGUGGGGUCUGAUCGCAGAUAGACUGGGCAGGAGAUCAACACUUGGUUUAUGUUCAUUCUACAUUUUCUACUUCGGAGCUUUGAGUUCGUUAUCACCCAGUUAUUUAUGGCUUCUCUUCUUGCGAGGACUGGUCGGGUUUGGAUUAGGAGGGGCAUCUCAGGGAGUGACAAUUUUAGCAGAAUUCUUACCCUCGAAGACAAGAGGACUGUGUAUUGCAUUUCUCUCUGUGUUUUGGGUAACAGGAGUAUGCCUCCAGGUGGUGCUAUCAUUGAUUGUAAUGCCUUGGCUGGGAUGGCGAUACCUCAUGUUCUUUUCAUCCUUUCCACUCUUUUUCUUCUUUUUACUGCUGAAGUUUGUUCCCGAGAGCAUCCUAUUCCAGCAAGGGACUGGAAAUCUCGAGGGUGCCAUGGCAACGCUUAAAGUGAUAUCUCAACUGAAUGGGAGGCCGUUACCUCCUGGGCGUCUCAAAAGUAAUAUUGAAAUCAAACCAAAAGGAAAGCUUGCAGAACUUUUUAAAAGCAGAGAUUAUACACUAUCCACCUGCAUUUUAUUACUGAUAUGGUUUUCUAUGGCCUUUUUAUACUAUGGUAUGGUUCUUAUGGCCACUGAAUUAUUUUCAUCAGGGAAUACUUGCGCAUCUGAACCCGAGGCGGCAAUUGAAUGUUUUGCUGCUUGCAGAUCACUUGAUAAAAAAGGAUAUCUUCAAAUUCUUGUCACAUCCUUGGCAGAAUACCCAGGAAGUAUCAUGACAUUCAUAAUUAUUGAGUGGUUUGGAAGGAGGAAAACAAUGAGCUUUGAAUUAUUGAUCGGCAGUAUAUUCUCUUUCCUGCUAUUCCUAUGCACAUCAAGUAAUAUACAAAUGAUCUUCAUCUUCGUAGUACGAGCAAUGAUAGCUGGUUCCUUCCAAACGCUAUAUGUUUAUACACCAGAGGUUUAUCCAACCCAUGUUAGAGCAUUAAGUCUUGGCGUGUGUGUGUCAUCAUCAAGAAUAGGAGCCAUUCUUACUCCAUUUGUAGCCCAGGUAAUGAUAAAAACAUCUGUGCUGACUGCCAUAGGUGUGUACGCAGGCUUCUGCCUCCUCUCUUGCCUGGUGUCAUUGUUUCUACCCAUUGAAACAAAAGGAAAGAUUCUCAAAUAAUAUAUGAAAACAUCUUGUCCCAUAUUCUUAAGUCAGGGUUAAUUUAAACUCAGGUCUAAAGUUGUGGUUUAUUUAUCAAUAACCAUCUGGGACAUAAAUUUCACAAAUUAUUGACAACUCCACUGGAAAGUUCAGGUCGGAUCCCGGUGUGUUUACUUUUCAUCCCAUUUCACGUCAUGGUGAAAUGGGGUUCACCGGGUAUAAAAGGACUGCUGAUCCCAUUGUUCUAUGAAGUGAAAACAUGUUUUAUGUAUGUUCUUGAAAUGGUAAAAAAAAGGUGAUUUUGUUCGUAAAAUUUAACUUGGAAUGCAGAAAUGGAAGGUUUUUUUUUUGUUGUUUGUUUUCAAAGGUUAAUUUGUACCCGUUUUCAUGUAAAAAUAAAAAGGGGAGUUUUCGAAAUUGCGAAGAAUGUACUUCAAACAACACGAAAAAAGGGGUAAUUUAUGACUUGGGGUACGAUCAUGCAUUAUGCCGUUGAAUAGGAAGUGACGCCGUUGGGGACAUCUCUUGAUGGAUUUCAUGGAAGUUGUCAACAGUGACUUAGAACUGUCAGCUCCUCUCACAAUUUGAGUUAAACCCUUGGCUGAAAAGCUCUAGUGUAUUAUGGCUGUGUCUAUAAUGGUACGUAGUAGUAGUAAAUCCAAAGUUUUGAAUCCGGUUUUGUCCAUUGGAAUAGUAUGUCAAGGUCAGUUUCUUAGACUCUCAUUUCAGGGUUUUGUAAGGCACACCCCCAUCAAAAUAUAAUCUGAGUGCCCCCUCCCUGGCCCCCCUGGGUAAGUCACCAGGGAAGGUUCUCUAUUGUUAAAAAACAGUAAUUUUGAUUCGAAACAAGCAAAAUUAUAAAAUUAGCUUAUCUGAAAAGAGCAAUCCUCCUUUAUACAUGUUUUGUCAAAAUUUCAAGUUUAGUUGAAGAGAAAACAAUUUUGUAAAGCAAGUUUUUGCGGAUUGCUUGGAAGUUUCAGUGAGAUUGCAAAAUGUGUGAUCUCAUGCUCAAGGAAAUCCUGAACCUCAAUUGUUGGUUUCUCAUUAUUUUUUUAAGUUCUCCCUUGAAGCUCUUCACAAGGUUAUAAUUGGUAGAUUUUGACAAGUACUGUAUCAUUUAAUUUUUUUUAUUUUUACCAAACUCAAUAAAAAUCUUUAAAAAAUCACUUUCGGCAAUGAAUCAAGAACCUUGUGGGAUA
Lytechinus variegatus (green sea urchin) is the source of this 2732-nucleotide messenger RNA. RefSeq names its product synaptic vesicle 2-related protein-like. NCBI's taxonomy places the organism in Eukaryota, Metazoa, Echinodermata, Echinoidea, Temnopleuroida, Toxopneustidae. Gene Ontology annotation, biological process: transmembrane transport. The coding region runs from base 67 to 1551 and encodes 494 amino acids. Gene Ontology annotation, molecular function: transmembrane transporter activity. The record is from RefSeq and is a predicted model, not a curated record. The transcript is spliced from 14 exons. Gene Ontology annotation, cellular component: membrane.